Molecule: messenger RNA, 2244 nt
Organism: Parastagonospora nodorum SN15
Lineage: Eukaryota; Fungi; Ascomycota; Dothideomycetes; Pleosporales; Phaeosphaeriaceae
Exons: 2
Coding region: 1-2244 (747 amino acids)
Biological process (GO): double-strand break repair
Cellular component (GO): nucleus; site of double-strand break
Source: RefSeq, a predicted model, not a curated record
AUGACAGCCCCUCUGCGCAGCACUCCCCACUCCACUGCACUCCCCGCCUCGCAGACAGCGCCCGUCGCGGAAUUUCGCUGUCUCUUCACGCACGAUGUCAGACGAAAGCAGAAGAGAUGGCAGGAUGGCUACCUCAAAUUUCACACGUUCAACAACCGCGUCAUGGUGACCGACCAGGCAAGAAAUCACAUCGGCGACACAUACUGGAAGGAAAGCAAUGAGCUACAGGAGGGCGACGAACUCAGUCUGGACAAAGGCGUGCUGGUCGAGGUCGCAGAGGCCAUGGGCAUCACACAGACUGACCUGGCAUCAGUCGUGGCGAAGAAAAAAGACCCACCAAAAGAGCCUCUUGCCAGACCCACGCCUUCUGCGUCCACCCGGCCAUUCCAGCGGCCGACGUCUGUGGCACCAAGCAAUGUAGCCCGAACGGGAGCUCAGCUGCGGCACAAGUCGCUGAACACCCUCCUUGGCACACCUAAAGGACCCGUCGGGAAGGCGAUGCCUAUGAAGUCCCCGUACGAAUCUAGGAUGGAGAAGCAGAAGGAGAAUGAUCUGGCAGAAGAGAGGGCACCAAAGCGGCAAAAGAUUGCUGAACAUCAAACAGGGUGGAGGGCUUCAAGUCCAGUACACGGAGAUGAGUCCUCACCGGUCAAACGUGUACCAUUAUGGGCCAAAACUGCAGAUGCGAGGACUGUCCAUGCGCCCCACGCAGCCAUCUCACGGCCUUCCAAAGCCAUCACCAUUUCCUCAGAGUCUGAUCCCUCUGUCAUUUCAUCCGACGUGACACUGCCCAGUACACCCGCAAAACCCGUCGAAUCGGUGCCAGCGCCACUUUUGAUCUCUGCUUCCGUGAUUCGGUCCAGCGAACUUGCGGAACCAGCGACUGUCCCACUAGAGACCCCAAAGGCCACAAGACCGAGGAUUCCCCUACCUAAGAAGAAGUCAGUUGAAACACCCAAGCGUCCAGCCCCAAAUUCGUCUCCGCCAGUCAGCGCGUCCAACCGUCUCAUGAAUGUGGACUUUGCCGUUCAGCCCGUGCAAGCACCAGAAAAGAAACCCUCACCGGCCCCUUCGCCGCCCCGCGUUACGAAAGGAAAGGCCUUGCGAUUGUCGACUGGCGUCAAACGCCUGGUCGAACAUGAAGUCAAUUCAAAGACGGCCGAAGAUCGCACUACUGUGCUCUCUCCACAGGCACCGGGAGAUGUCUUUGAUGACCCUGAGAUUACUUAUGGCCUCAUGGACCAGCAGCUCCUGAUUGCGUCUUCGCCUGCGGAGACAAAUCGACCACCGCUAUCGCCUGUGAUAAAACCACCAGUAAUGAAAUCCAUUGCGAGAGGGGUUGUUGAAGAAAAGCCGAAGGCCCAACCUCCCGAGAGGGAGGAUCAAGAAGUUGUAGCCACCGAGCCUAUAGAACCAAAACCGCCCGUUUCGAAGAAAGCGAAGAAACAAACUGCGAAGAAAGCAACGGAAACUCCUCAGACAAUGCCUCCCCUAUCGCCAACUGUUCAACCCGUACUCAAGCCUCCAGAGCCACGCUCAAGAGAUAUUUCGCCCGCGCAUACUGAUACGUACGGCGCGCGAUCACGAACCAGCUCGACAUCUUCUGCCAAAAAACAUUUUUCCACAGGCGGCUUCCCAAAGAGAGCAAAGCGUAUCGCAAAAGAAUCCGCCGCAACAACACCCAUCGCUGAAGCCCCAGCCCUAGCUCCAGCGCCCCCUGAGGAGCCAGUGGCUUUGCCGCCAUAUCCGCUACGAAGUGGGAAGAAAGAACCAUUAAUGAGCACAACUGAGCUCGCUGCUCUCUUGACCAAACCCAGGAAGCGCACACGCGCUGAAGAUCCGAUCGAAGAUGACCCACCACCCACAGGCAAAUCGCCAGCUCGAAAGAUGAGGCGCGUGCGGAGCGAGAACGACGCACCAAUACCGAGCACAGCUGAUGACUGGGAGAAGCGCAAUUUACCCAGAACAUCAAGUGAUCAGGCGGAAGUAGAGGAUUUGCCAGCGCCAGCUCUAGCCCCCGCACUCAAGAAGAAGUCCUCGGGCCUCGCGGCGUUGGUCAAGCGUACGGAUCCGCGCAAGAAGUUCCAGCGCACCCAGAGUUUGAAUGUCGAGACGAAUCUAGCGCCUGUGGAUGAGCCUGAUUUGCCGAGUCCGGUGAUUGAUACUGAUGUUGGACCGUGGAGUACGGAGGCUUUUGAUUUGUUCGAUUGGAGACCGCCGGGUAGGGAAGAGGUGGUGACUUGA